UCUGCAACUAAAGAUACAAAGUGACGUUGUGAUUAGUUAAUUCCAACGGACAAUCAAUUGUAAUUUACUCUUUUACCUGGAUAAUUACUAUUAAUAUUCAGUGGUUUUGGAUUAAAUCAAUUAAUUGAUUAUCGCCUCUUAACUGUUUCUCAGGUUUGGAAAGUGUUAAUCAUCAGAAUCAUAAUAUAAUUUUCAUUGAUUUUCAAUCGCAACAAAUUAAAGGAAGAAAUCAUCAAAUAUGAAGUUAAUUGUUUUUGGAAUUCUAACCAUAAUUGUUUUGAUUAAUUGUUUUCUUUCCACUCUUGGAGCACCGCCAAUGGAAUCAAGAUCAGAACCGAUUGUUUGGUCUUUCAAUCUUGCCGAUAUUCCAGGUCAAAUGGCACCGAUUAGCCGAAAUGGUUACACAAGUCGACAGUCCGAUGAAGAUGAAGAUCCGACAUUCAGAGAUGCGGUCAGUACCUAUGGUAGAAAUCGUUGGAACAAUUUUCGAAAUAGUUUCACAGAGUUUUGGGAUAUUGUUCGUGCCGGUGGUCGAGGAGUUCGAGGCUGGUUUGCGAACGAUAAUGACACUGAUAAAUAAUCGCAAGGAUAUAAACCAUAAUAUUGGAAAGGGAAAAACAAUCAAUUCAAUCGAGAAGAAAAAAAAAAUUCAUUAUGUAAAUUAACUCUCAUCAUUUAAAUAUUGUUAUCAACUCUCAUUAAAAUAUUCAUCUGAAUAAAGAGGUGAACAAAACCUUGUCAAAUAAUCAAACAAUUAACUUGAAAUUAAAGUUGAAAAUUGCCAAAAAUUAAUCAUUAAAACAAUCAGUUAACAAUUUAAUUUCCAACUGAAACUUAUCCAUAUGAAAAAAUUGGUAAAUUUCCAUUUACUUUUUUACUGCCAAGAGAACGAUGAUUAAAAUUGAUUGUUUGGUCAUAACCUUAAUUGUUGAUGAUUAGAAGAAGAAGAAGAAGAAGAAAAGAAUCAAUUGAUUAACAACUUCGAAACUGAUUAAAGAGACAAUCACAAUUCCAUUGGUGUUGAGAAGUAAAACAUCAGCUGAUUUCGUUUGUGUUUCUUUUUCUCGAGAAACCAAUUUUAUUUUCUCGAUUCUCUAUUAGUCCAGUUUGAUAUUCGAUAGAUAAUCAUGAUUACAAUUUCUGUCAUUCUCUUGUUAAUUGUUACCUGGACUCGAAGUGACCAUCAUGUUUCCGCUGCUGGAUGUGAAGAUAUUCAAAGUUUGAUGGACAACACGGUUCGAGAAGACUGUUCAGCCGCUGGAAUGGUAACUCGAGGCGGAUCGAUUUGUGUCCCAAGAGUGGCCGGUCCACUGUUACUAUUUUACCGAUACUUGUCCUCCCAACCAAUGGCGAUGAGAUCAUUUUCCAAGGCUCAGGAUGAACAAUUAAUGAUUGGUUAUUAUCCUAAAUUGGAUAAAUGUUUCUUAAUCACUCGAACUCAAUGUCAAAUUAAAGCAGCGACAAUUGACUCAACUGAACCCAGAGUAUUCUGGAUUGAGAUUUGUCCACCUUCAGUUGAUGACCAUCUCACCGGAACCAAGAUAAGCCUUCAUCGUAUUAACCUUGAUGGUAGUGGACACGAGUGGACACCUUUCACUGGUCCCCUAGAAAAUUGGUACACAAUUAAUUUAACCCUUGAUUCGGUUAAUAAAAAGAUUUACGUGAUUACCUAUCAAGAGACAUUUGAAUGUGACAUUUCAGGAACUAAUUGUGAGACCCUCGAUCGACCCUCCGAGGGGACACUUUUAGCCUCUCGAAUGGAUCAGUAACAAAGUUACAUAUUAUCGAGAAGAAUUAAAAAAAAAUUGAUUGAUUGUUAUGAAACUAAAUUAAAAAGCCGUUGUUUGUUAAUCAAUAUAAUUUACCAGAAAAAAACAAAAAUCUCAUCCAUUUUAAAAUGUUACAUGAAUUUUUAUAAUAAUCACCAUGAUGAUUGUGUUGUGUUUUGAUAUAAAUAAUAAUACAAAUUGAAAUAUAA
Messenger RNA from Panonychus citri (citrus red mite), 1978 nucleotides. RefSeq lists its product as uncharacterized. Lineage: Eukaryota; Metazoa; Arthropoda; Arachnida; Trombidiformes; Tetranychidae. The coding region runs from base 239 to 580 and encodes 113 amino acids. The transcript is spliced from 2 exons. The record is from RefSeq and is a predicted model, not a curated record.